CUGAAAAGUAUUAGACGGUGCAGUAGGAUGCAAGACAAGUAGUAAUAAAAAAUCAAAACCACAAAUAUUAUUAACACAGUGGAGAAGUGGAAGUGAAAUAUAACAUCAACAACUAUCUCCCCAAGCACCCUCUAGAACACACCGUUAGGCUUCUUGUUCCGUUUCAAUGGUUAGAGCUUCAGCUAACUCCGUCAAUCCUCACGUUCAUUCUGGCGUUCGUAUUGUCGUCGCCGGCGACCAAGGUACCGGUAAGUCCAGUCUCAUUAGCACCGCCGCGUCUGAGAAUUUUCGCCCGAAUGUUGCUCCCGUGUUGCCUCCCACCACGCUAGCUGUGGAUCUGUAUCCAGAUCAUGUGCCAAUCACAGUCAUCGAUACUACUUCCUCUAUUGCGGACAUUGAUAGAGUUUCGGACGAACUAAAGCGAGCCGACACCGUUGUCCUCACUUAUGCAUGUGAUCGCCCUGAGACACUUGAAAGUCUAAGUACAUUUUGGCUCCCUCAUCUUCGUAACUUAGAGGUGAGAGUUCCGGUUAUAGUGGUUGGCUGUAAGCUUGACCUGCGAGAUGAAAGUCAGCAGGUGAGCCUAGAACAGGUGAUGUCACCAAUAAUGCAACAGUUCCGCGAGAUUGAAACUUGCAUUGAGUGUUCAGCAUCUAGGCAAAUCCAGGUCCCUGAAGUUUUCUACUAUGCACAAAAGGCUGUUCUUCAUCCAACAGCUCCUUUAUUUGAUCAGGAGACACAAACUCUAAAGCCCCGAUGUGUGCGGGCUUUGAAGCGGAUUUUUAUCCUCUGCGACCAUGACAGAGAUGGUGCCCUUAGUGAUGCUGAACUGAAUGAUUUUCAGGUUAAAUGUUUCAAUGCUCCUUUGCAACCAUCUGAAAUUAUCGGUGUAAAGAAGGUUGUACAAGAUAAAUUAUCUGAAGGUGUGAAUGAACGGGGACUUACUUUGACAGGAUUUCUAUUUCUUCAUGCUCUUUUCAUAGAAAAAGGGCGUCUUGAGACCACAUGGACUGUGCUCAGGAAGUUUGGAUAUAACGAUGAUAUCAAGCUUGCUGAUGAUUUAUUUCCACCUUUGAAAUACACUCCCGAUCAGAGUGUUGAGUUGACAAAUGAAGCCAUUGAUUUCUUGAAGACAAUUUUUGAUGCAUUUGAUGCUGAUUUUGAUGGGAUGCUGCGACCCCGUGAACUUGAAGAAUUGUUUUCCACUGCCCCAGAAAGUCCCUGGAUCGGAAAUCCAUACGAGGAUGCUGCCGAAAGGAAUGCGUUUCAAGGACUAUCACUUGAUGCAUUUUUGUCAGAGUGGGCACUCAUGACACUGCUAAACCCAACCUUUAGUGUGGAGAACUUAAUAUACCUUGGUUAUCCCGGUGAUCCAUUAUCUGCUGUCCGUGUGACUAGGAAGCGUCGCGCUGACCGUAAAAAGCAACUUUCAGAAAGAAAUGUAUUGCAGUGCUUCGUUUUCGGGCCUAGGAAUGCCGGAAAGUCCGCAUUAUUGAAUUCUUUCAUUGGAAGGCCAUAUUCUGAAGCUUACAAUCCAACCAUCGAGGAUCGUUAUGCUGUAAAUGUUGUUGAUAUUGGGAAGGAAAACAAAAAAUUUCUUGUGCUGAAAGAGAUUCCAGAAAGUGGAGUUGCCAAGCUGCUGGCCAAUAAGGAGUCUUUGGCCUCAUGUGACAUUGCAGUUUUUGUUCAUGAUAGGUCUGUUGAGUCUUCAUGGAGGGCAUCAUCUGAACUCUUGGUAAAUAUUGCUGGACAUGGAGAAAAUACUGGCUUUGAGGUGCCCUGUCUUAUAGUUGCAGCUAAGGAUGACCUGGAAUCAUUUACAUCGGCAAUACAAGAUUCAAUUAGGGUUAGUCAGGAUAUGGGAGUAGAGGCUCCUAUACCGAUCAGUGUGAAGUUAGGGGAUUUCAACAGUGUAUUCCAACGAAUUGUAAAGGCUGCUGAGCACCCUCAUUUAAGCAUUCCAGAAACUGAAGCUGGAAAAAACCGCAAGCAUUACAACAAGCUCAUAGGUCGAUCUCUUAUGUGUGUUUCAGUUGGAGCGGCAGUGGCACUCGUUGGGUUGGGUGCUUACAGAAUAUAUGCUGCAAGGAAGAGUGCGUCUGGUUAAACGGGAAGGUUUUGUGAAUGGGUCGUGAUUUACGCCUCGAUCCAGAUGCUGUCGUGAUCUACGCCUCGAUCCAGAUGCGGUCUGCUCUUUGGCAAUGUUACAUCGUCUUAAGACAUUAAAGGCUUUUUCUUAAGCCAUCUGCUGUAGAGUUUUCAAUCUUUUUUAGUUUGUCAAGGUUGAAUUAGGUUAGCACCAAUUUUAUAUACAAAUUAUUGGAUGUUUCAUCUUUUUUAUUAGUUAGGCCUUCGUUAAGUAAUUUAUACAAUAAUGUGUUUUACAGUCGGGUCCAGUUCAUUACUGGAAACUCUCUUAACAUAUCUUAAUUCAAACUAUUUUUAUUGCAAAAUAAUUGAAAUAUUAUAAAUAUAUAA
Vicia villosa (hairy vetch) is the source of this 2478-nucleotide messenger RNA. RefSeq names its product mitochondrial Rho GTPase 1-like. Gene Ontology annotation, biological process: mitochondrion organization. The coding region runs from base 167 to 2107 and encodes 646 amino acids. Gene Ontology annotation, cellular component: mitochondrial outer membrane. NCBI's taxonomy places the organism in Eukaryota, Viridiplantae, Streptophyta, Magnoliopsida, Fabales, Fabaceae. The transcript has 15 exons. The record is from RefSeq and is a predicted model, not a curated record. Gene Ontology annotation, molecular function: GTP binding; GTPase activity; calcium ion binding.